Messenger RNA from Erpetoichthys calabaricus (reedfish), 6773 nucleotides. RefSeq lists its product as uncharacterized. The record is from RefSeq and is a predicted model, not a curated record. Gene Ontology annotation, molecular function: protein binding; guanyl-nucleotide exchange factor activity. Lineage: Eukaryota; Metazoa; Chordata; Cladistia; Polypteriformes; Polypteridae.
CGCCUUUGCCUGAGCUUAGUUGUCAUGACGGCAGGCACGCCGCAAUAAAGGAGAAACAAGAAAGGCUGAGAAGAACGAAGCCUGACUUGCACAGCUAUAUUCAUCGACUGCAAUCAGAGGCAUCGCGCAUCAUGCUGACGAAGAGAUUCUCCAUGCGGUCUUUAAGUGCUCCAAACCUGGCAGUGCAAUCCACUGAAGAUCUGACCCCUUGUACCUCAUGUGAGACUGAAAGAAAAGAAGGUGCCGCUGAGGAGGUGCUGCCGUCAGAUGCAACAGCAAAAAGCAGCGGGUCACAACUGUGUGAGCACAGAGGAGGCAAACAUGUCUAUGAGAAUGGAGAAAGCAUAGCAUCCUUUUCUACUGGUAGCUCCAAUGGAGCGGCAGAGACUUUUUUAGCCAUGGAGACUACUGAACCAAGCCCAGUUCAUUUUAAUGGCCAAAGUGGGCUGGAAAAUUGUGUUCACUGCAGUGACUCUGAUGAACAGGAGAAUAAACUGAGUCCCUCAAAGAUCAUGCGUUUUUUCUCCACACCACAGAAACGAACAAGUUCCAACUGUGAGAGGCCACGUUCCCUCAUCAUGACUGGCACCUCCACCACUUGGAAUGCACUGUCUUCCUUGAGGAAAAUGGGCUCUUUCAAAAAGCUCAAGUCUUCUGUAUUCCAAGGAAUUCAGGAUAAGGAGACUUCGGACGUAUUAAAUGAAGGAAACCUAGCUAACAAGCAGGCUAUCAAUGGUGUUUGUUUCAGGGUACAAAACAGUCAUUUUUCAUACUCUGGUACUGUACCGGAUUUGAAGGGCACAGGGGAUGGGUUAACAUCAGAUGGGUCUGAUGUGGAAGAAAGAGAUGAUUCCUUCCUCAGGAAUACUCAUCGCUCCCUGAGUAUUCGUCGAGCAUAUGGAACUGGACGAAUUAAUUUGCUGGAUGGAAACAAAGGAGAUGGCCACACUAACUGCAAAAGGUCCUUGUCACCUAUUGCAGGUGAAAUUGAGAUCUGCGAACUCCCCAAGAAGGAGGUGGAGAACAUUAAAGUAGUUUAUCGACGAAGUAAAAGCACUGAUAACCUUAACUUUCUUAGGAAAACCUCCUUUAAGCGGAAGUCGACCUCCAAUCUUGCUGAACUCAAAGCAACAAAUGAAAGCCAAAGAAUAGAGAGAACUGUAAGCACUUCAUCCAUGGACUUGGAUAAAAUUAAUAGUGGUUCAGAAAGACGGUCUAAAAGGUGGAAAAGCCCAAUCCGAGCAAAAGAUUUUGACCGAGUGUUUAAACUGGUUAGCAAUGUAACAGAUUCUGCCAAGAAAAAAGAAAUUCUUCCAAAUGAUCAGACAAGCAGGGUGAGGCCAAAUAGUCGGUUGCAUGAUGACUAUUCAAGACGAGCCUCUUGUUCCAGUGAACAAGAGCGGAAACGUUGCCUCUCUCCUACCAGAAAUCCAGUGAAAUCUCAAACUAGUGAAAAUCUCCAAAAUGAAGUUAGCAUUUUGCAGUCAGAUUUGCCGGUUUCUGAUGACACUGGCAAGGAGGUUCAGCCCUGCCUUAGCCCAGAUGUCAAUAGCCCACUCAGUCCUUUCAGCCCUUCCAGUGAUAAUAAUGAGGUGUUCUUUUCAGAAUCCAGCUGCGAACCUAAAAGUGAUUCUCAUUUUAUCUUUGAAGCAGACCAGUCUGUCACACCAUCAAGACCAACAGCUCCCAAACCUCAAAGCCCGAGCACUGAAAAAGUCAAAUGUAACAGUACUUUGCACUCUCACAAUCGGCACAGCACAUUAUCACUAAGUUCAAUGGACAGUGAUGGGAAAGCCGAGGGACAUGUCCCCAAGAUUGGAAAAAGUCCAGUAUCUUUUCAGGAUUUAGUACAUACAGUUUAUUAUGAUGAUGCAAAUGAAGACAGUGGAAUAAGCAGUCAUUCUCAGCUCAGCUUGAACAUGGGUUCUGGGUGUGAAGAAAAGAAAGAGGAGGUCACUGCGGAGGAAGAGUGGAGAAAGUCACAGUCACUUGAAGCAGAGAACACAGAUGGACAGAAGGUGACUCCCAGACGAUGGGGAUCCAGCAAAAACAAGACUCGACCCAGGCCUCUUUCAGACUACGGUCAGUUAACUGUCAGAAAGUUUUCCAUACCUGAACACAGUAUUGCAGUGGAGUCCCAAGACAUGGAAUGCAUGGAUGGAGAAGAAAAGUCUUUGAAAUGUGCCCUCACAGAGACACAAUCAACAAGUGCUAAUCAGAAGAGCCGAAAACGAAGGCCAAUCUCUGUCAUUGGUGGAAUUGACUUGUACUCUCGUCCCAAGACUGGUGAAAUGGAAGCUCUUCUGGCACAACAACCAGUUCAAAGACCACCACCUCCAUCGCACCAGGUUCCACCUUACAAAGCCAUAUCAGCCAGAUUUCGCCCUUUCACAUUUUCUCAAGAUACCCCUAUUGGUUUGGAUCGAGUUGGACGUCGAAGGCAAAUGAGAGCUUCUAAUGUUUCUGCUGAUGGAGUUACAGAGUCUUCAACACUAACAGAUGAUAAUGCUAGUGAGGAAGACUACAGCUUUGAAGAGAUGUGCCAGGCUAAUUCCAGGUAUCUUCAACCAGGAGGUGAACAGUUAGCAAUAAAUGAGCUUAUAGGUGAUGGCAGUACUGUAUAUGCUGAAGCAUUAUGGGAUCAUGUGACAAUGGAUGAUCAGGAGCUGGCUUUCAAAGCUGGUGAUGUCAUUCGAGUCCUUGAUGCCUCCAAUAAAGAAUGGUGGUGGGGAAUGAUUGAUGAUAAGGAGGCGUGGUUCCCUGCUAGCUUUGUCAGGCUUCGAGUAAAUCAAGAAGAUUCUGUUGUAGAAAGUGUUGAACAUGCCCUGAGUGAAGAGCAGGACAUCUCCUCUAGUAAAUUAAGGCAUAAGACCGCAGAAAAUAAAGACCAAAUGAGGGCCAAUGUUAUAAAAGAAAUUAUGAACACAGAAAGAGUCUACAUCAAACACUUGAAGGACAUCUGUGAGGGAUAUAUCAGACAGUGUCGCAAGCACACAGGCAUGUUUAAUGAAGCACAACUCAAUACUAUUUUUGGAAACAUUGAAGAUAUUUACAGAUUCCAGAGAAAGUUCCUGAAAGAUCUUGAGAAACAGUAUAAUAAAGAAGAGCCUCAUCUGAGUGAAAUUGGCUCAUGCUUUCUUUUCCAUCAAGAAGGGUUUGCCAUCUAUUCAGAAUACUGUAAUAAUCACCCCAGUGCUUGUGUGGAGCUGGCAAAAUUGGUGAAGCACAGCAAAUACCGACACUUCUUUGAGGCAUGCCGCCUGCUUCAGCAGAUGAUCGAUAUCGCUAUUGAUGGCUUUCUUCUUACUCCUGUGCAGAAGAUCUGCAAAUACCCACUUCAGCUGGCUGAACUGCUAAAAUAUACAACUCCAGAGCACAAUGACUACCAGAACAUCUCUGCAGCUUAUGAAGCUAUGAAAAAUGUCGCUUGUCUCAUUAAUGAGAGGAAAAGGAGACUGGAGAGCAUAGACAAGAUCGCUCACUGGCAGGUCUCCAUUGUGGGCUGGGAGGGAGAAGACGUCUUGGAAAGAAGCUCUGAGCUGAUUCAUUCUGGAGAACUAACCAAAAUUUCUAAGCAUGGAAAAACACAACAGAGGACAUUCUUUUUGUUUGACCACCAGCUCAUUUUAUGCAAAAAGGACAUUUUAAGACGGGAUAUGUUAUAUUAUAAAAGCCGGAUUGAUAUGGAUGAAAUGGAGGUCUUGGAUGUGGAGGAUGGCAGAGACAAAGAUUUUAGCAUCACAGUGAAAAAUGCUUUUAAGCUUCAACAUAAAGUCAGUAGUGAACUGUAUCUUUUCUAUGCGAAGAAGCCUGAAGACAAGGAGAAAUGGUUGCAAGCAUGUAGAGAUGAAAGACGAAGAGUGCAGGAGGACAAGGAAAUGGGAAUGGAAAUAUCAGAAAACCAGAAGAAGCAGGCCAUCUCAAAUGCCAGAAAAUCAAGGCAAGGAAAGAUAAAAGGUGUGAGUUAUAAUGGCUGCCCUGUGCCUCCACCUCAUCAAGGUCUUCAUCCAAUACAUCAGCGUCACAUCACUGUGCCAACAAGCAUUCCUCAACAACAGGUUUUCUCCUUGGCAGAACCCAAACGCAAACAAGCUCCCUUCUGGCACACCUUCACCAAACUUACUCCAUUUAGGAAGUGAUCGGCCUUGUGGAUCCACCAAUUGACAUUGUCAGCAGUGCUGUGGUAGACAUUCAGAACGGGCAUGUGAAGAAAAUAUUUUAAGAAAUCAGCUGGCGUACAUGAAAGAUUAUGGGUUGAUGCAUGGAGCAAAGCAGGCAGUUAUUUGCUGUGAAGUUCAUGGAUGGCCAGUAUAUUCUUAUUGCACGAAAAAAACAUUCAGUGUGCUGUGCUGAGCAACGUUACUUAUGUGUUCUGUAUUAAGUUUUGUUUUCGAGGCUGGACCCUUACUACAUACUGUACAUGUAAUGCUAUUUAUAAGUGUCAGUACAUGUAAAUAAAAUGCACAAAUAAAUAUGGCAGAGUUAACCAGACUGACGAGUCCACAAGUCUUCCCACUGUCACAGACCGCUUGAAAGUGUUCACUGGUAGUAGAAGCCCUUGAAAGACCAAAGUGCUACAAUUCCCUUUUUUUCUGGCUGAAAUAUACUAUUUUUUCUUUAUUUAACAGAGCCUUACCUAAUUUUUAUUACUCUAUUUUCCAAAGGUUUUAUACAUAAUUGUAUAAUAAGCAUUAGGCAGGUGGCCCGUCACACAGGACUCACAGUAUGUGCUUUCUCGUAUUUGUGUCCUUUAGGCCUCAUUCUUCUAGAAGACCUUGUGCUGGUUUAUAGAAAUAAGCUGGGCCUGCUCAUGUGAAGCGCACCUUUGCUUUGCUGAGCUGUUGAACCCACGUGGCGUUCAAGGAGGCCUCUGGGUGAGAUGUGCUGACUGUUACUUUAGUACAAGGGCUGAGCACAGGGAUCCAGCCUGCUUUGUGUGUGUGUGUGUGUGUUUUAUUUACAGUAGUAGAAGCCCUUUCCAAGUGUAAUGUGGACACAUCACAUGAAGGUAAAGCUUGAAGUUUGUGUUCAAAACACAAAAUGUAAAUGUAUGUCCAAUUUGAAAUUAAGCAUUUCUUUGUUGUGACCUAUGGGCAAGCACUAAAUAAGUGAUUAGAGCUGAGACAAUGCCUCGAUUUAACAAUUUGAUGAUAAUGUCUGCCUCAUGUUGAGGGGCAUGAAGUGUUGAUACCUUUUUGUAGUAAUGUGCUGGGUCUUUAAUGAUUUGUAACAUUAAGGAUGCAGUAUUUAAUUUGCGCUUUUGGAAUCUGAACUGCUUAUGCAUAGCAAGUAAACAAGAAGCAGCCUCAGGCCCACAUUUGGACCAGUGUGGUGAUGGCAGGUUUUGUUACGUAACUAACUGUGGAAUCACCUUCUACUGGUGACAGGUGUGCUUCUUAAUGCUGCAUUUGCUUUUGCGAAUGAUUUCUACGAGAUUCAUCAUGAACUCUGCCGUUGUCGUUGAUGUUCAGUGUUCUGUUCUUAAGCGUCUUUCAAAUGCUGGCCAGUUUAAUAAGUGAAGGGUCCCCUGAGCAGUAUUCCAGUCUUUAUCAUUUGAUCCAAAUGUAUUCUCCCACCAGACGCUCUAAAAAUAAAUGGAUAAGGUAUGCCAUUUGGAGUCCUCAAGCUCAUGGUUCACAUCCCUGCUCUAAACUAAAGAGCUCUUCUUUGAAAUUCCUAGCAUAGAGCUAUCCAAAGAUGAAAGAUUUUGUCAUUGUUCAAUUAUAAAACACAGGAUGUAAUGGACCAUAACUUAGGUAAAUUACAAAUUGCAAGUUCUUCAAUUUCAUAAGUGGAUUCCAUUGAAUUCUGGUGUUACGUUGAUUCUUCCUUCUCCUCAUCAGGCUCCAUUGCCUCAUUCAAAGAAUACGACAGUCCUGAACACGGACUUUACAUGGUGCAUCGGCGGGGUGUGUGUGUCACGAGUAAAGGGUGGGUUUGCCAAAUGUAAUACAAGGCGGGUAUUUGUACAAAACCAUGGCAACCCUUAAAGAUGAAGAGCCCAUGUUUCGAAAUGUCUUGUGGGUAGAAAACCAGUGCGAUCCUCCCCGAUUCUUUGAGCACGUAACAGUGUUACCUCCCUCUGCUGAGGAUUAUUUAGAUUUUCGUUGCAGGAACCAAAGUGCACAUCGUGAAAAUCAGGAAUAAUAAUCUUGUUCGAUUAUAGCAAUAAAAUGUGGAAUUAGUGUUCAGCUUGAUCAGGUCAAGUGUUUUUUUGCAGAUGUUAAUCAUUGUUCAACUUGGACUUGCGUCUUCAAAGAAGAGGUGCAAUUUGUUUUGUUGCUGUUGUAGAUAUCCAAUUUCCUAAAACGUAAGUGGGUCUUUGUUUAUGUCAAACAUUUUGUAGAUACGCACAGAAGAUUUUUUUUGUGAUUAUUUUCACAACUUCUAAACAGCAGACCACCUUUAUGAGGUGAGUGGUCCUAGUAAUGUUUUACUUUGCAGCAGUUACAGUUGUUUACGAGUGAAGUGCUGGGCGCACGAACGCCCCUUGUGUCAGCGGUGGGAUUAUUAUUAGCAUUAUCGUCGUCAUGAUUAUCAAAACUUCCUUCUAAAAUUUGGGUAACUCUGCCUUGUAACCAUGUAAUAUUAACAUAACUGUUUGAAGCUGCAUAUUCACAAAAGUAUUGAAAGCUCGUGGUCAGUCGCCAUAAAAGCCUCCCGAUUUACUGCCACUCUGUCUUAUUGUUUUUAUUUUUUAGAUAUUACUGAAUCAUUUGUAAUGUAUAUGAAACUGUAUGUAAAUAAGAUGAAUCUAUUAUCCAUUUUUGGCA